This is a messenger RNA of Odocoileus virginianus texanus, 3484 nucleotides long. The record is from RefSeq and is a predicted model, not a curated record. NCBI's taxonomy places the organism in Eukaryota, Metazoa, Chordata, Mammalia, Artiodactyla, Cervidae.
UGGGCGGGGGACGACUCUGAGGAGACCCGACAGCGGAACUUCCGGCGCCGAGGAGGGACUUCCGGGCCCGCAACGGAAGUAGCGGGGGCGGUGCCAUGGCCGAAAGUCUUCUCUGCCAGGAGAAUCCGGAUUUGAGGUCUCUCCGCGGGGCGGGGGGUGGGUGUUGACCUGUCGAAGGGUUUUGGUUUUUUGUUUUGUUUUUUUUUCUCCGCGGGGGCUCCCAAAUUCUGCUUUUGAGGCAGCGCCUGGCUGGGGGCUCAGCGCGCCCGUUCCCACCCUCCAGGGGAACCUGAGAACUGACGGGGGCGCCCAGCGCGCGGUGGACUAGGCUCACGCGGGUCGCCGCCGCCCCUCGCGGCUGGGCUGCCCGGCUCAUCCGCAGGGUCCUAGCGGCCCCACUCUCCGCGUCCCUGAGCCUCUUCUUCGUCCCUUUCGCGCGCCCAGGGCGGCGCGAGGGCCUCCGUUCCCAGAAAGGGACGCCCCCUCGGAUUCAUGAGACAGAUUCAGGCCACCCGGGCGUAGUAGCUCCGUUUUCCCCGAAAAACGCCGUGUCUCGCGUCCUUGGCGACGGUGACCGACCGCCUCCGACUUCGACGGCCGUCGUGGUUGUUUUUAAAGACACCCCCGUUUCACGGACACCGAACCCUGAGGAACCGUAAGGUUUCUCUGUCAGUUCUGGAGAGUGACUUUUUUUCCUGACUAAAGCGGCUUACUGACUGUUUCGGUUGGAAUUCAGCCUUUCUGUGCGUGAGAGCCCUGGCCGCUCAGCCCCCUGACGGCGGGGUCUCUGUCUUGCUCUUUGUGACCUCUUCUGUAGUGGGGCAGGGCUUUGUGUAGGGUCAGCAUCUAGUAAAUGUUUGCGGGAUUGAAAUGUUAAGUGAAAGAACUAUUCUGGAACCGCUAACUCAGCAUCUUAAAAACAAAAACCAAACUGUUCUAGAACCCCCCCAACCGGAUUUUUUUUUUUUUUUCCUUUCCUGCUAAGUAUCGGAUGCUGCUUCAGGCUUGAACCCAGCCUGAGGGACCACAUCUGAGAGGACCCUGCCUGUGGCUGUGGUAUCCGCGGGAAUUCCUCAGGUUGUUGAGGAAUGGAGAAUCUCCAGCAGUGUUAAAUGUUCAAUAUAUGACCGUCCACGUAGGAGAUGGCUGCUUUGCAAAGGAGAGGGCUGCAGACAAGGAUUCUCAGCUCUGAAGAAGAGGAGAAACUGAAGCGAGACCAAGCUUUAGUGUCUGAUUUUAAACAGCAGAAACUGGAAAAAGAGGCUCAGAAGAACUGGGACCUUUUUUACAAAAGAAACAGCACUAAUUUUUUCAAAGACAGACACUGGACUACCAGAGAGUUUGAGGAGCUCAGAUCAUGUAGAGAGUUCGAAGAUCAAAAAUUGACUAUGCUUGAAGCUGGCUGUGGAGUUGGGAACUGUUUAUUCCCACUUUUAGAAGAAGAUCCAGAUAUCUUUGCCUAUGCCUGUGAUUUUUCUCCAAGAGCUGUUGAAUAUGUCAAGCAAAAUCCUCUUUAUGACACAGAAAGAUGCAAGGUGUUCCAGUGUGAUCUGACCAAAGAUGACCUUCUGGAGCAUGUGCCCCCAGAGUCUGUGGAUGCUGUCACAUUGAUAUUUGUGCUCUCUGCAGUUCACCCUGAUAAGAUGCACCUUGUCUUACAAAACAUUUACAAGGAAAUUGACAAGUUGAUCCUAAAUUUACAUCAAGGAAUAGAGUCAAAACAUUCCUGAAGAAGGAGAUGGGGAGAUUUAUACCUUACCAGAUAUAAAGGCUCAUUACAGCUACAGUUAUUAAGACAGAUGGUAUUUGCAGAGGGACAGAAAAAUUGACAAAUGAAAUAUGAUAGCUUAGAAGAAGAUCCAUGUAAGUAUGGAAAUUUGAUAGUUGAUAGAGGUGACAUUGGAAGAUGACUGGGAAAAGGACUGCUCAGGAAGUGAUUCUGGGACCAUUGGUGGUCCCUGUGGGAAAAAUCCAGAAUUGUUUUCCUGCUUCACAUCCUUAUGCAAAAGUCAUUUUGUAUGGAUUUAAAGGUGGAUUUAAAGACUUACCUGGAAAAAAAAAUAAAGACUUACCUGGAAAAGACAAAAAGUUUAAGCCUUUCAGAAGAAACUAUAAGAAAAAAAUCUUUGACUUCGGAGUGGGGAAAAUUUUCUCAAAGACUGAAAAGCAUUCUGUGCAUAAAGAUGAUAUAAUAAAAUUAGGAAUUUGUUUUCUUCAAACGAUAAAAUGAUACAAAGAAAUUAGAGAGACCAGAUGGGAAAAGUAACUUAAAAUCUACUCAACUGAGAGCCUUCUCUGGUAGUCCAGUGAUUAAGACUCCUUCCUUCCACUGCAGAGGGGCAUGGGUUUGAUCCCUGGUCCUCUGUUUGGGGAACUAAGAUUCCACAUGCCACUUGCUGUGGCAAAAAAAAAAAAAAAACCAAAAAACUAUUCAACUGACAAAGAUUAGUAUUUCAGAAUGUAUAAAGAGUUCUUGGGUAACAGUAAGAGUGACAAUGGAAAAAGUCUUUUUAUCAAAGAGAAUAUACAGAUAGUAAGUUAACAUAUGAACAGAUAACCUCAGUAACCCAGGAAAUGGAAAAUAAAGCCUUAAUGAGACACCAUUAGAUUAUAAUAAAGUCCAACGGGAAGUCUACUAAAGCCGAGUAUUAAUGAGGAAAUCCCUCUUCUUGAUUUAAAUGAAAACAUAUAGCAUGUUGUGUGUAUUUUAGUAAUAAUGAAAUGUUACGUUAAAAAAAAAAACUGCUGGCUUGAGCUGUCUCAGUCCACACCUGGCCUCUGUUGUAGCCUUUCUUAGGCUAAUAAGUUCCAUUUCAGCCUCCUCCUGUUUUAGCCCUCAGUAGAAUUCCUUUUUCAGCUGACCUGGAAUGAGUUCACAACAGCAAUGUGAGGCCGCCAUACGCGGUGACUGGUUCAUUAAUUGGAUAUCAUGUGCUUCAUCAGGAAGUUGGGGGGAGAAGCAGCCUCUCAGCCUCUGACAGUCAGACACCCUUUGGGCAGCUUUCCAGUCCUGUAUGAGCAACCGCAGUAACAUGCUUUUCCAUGGUGGAGCUAAUUACACUAGGGUGGUAACACCAGAGAAAUUGUAAAACCACUUAAUUUUAAACUGAAAGGGAACCUUAAAGUUGGCUUCCCUCAUUUUUGGAAUGGAAUGGUGGAGUAAAAAUCAACCAAAUUUGUCAUCAGAAGACAGGAUUUUGGUCUUCCCUGUGCCACUGACUUGCCUUGAAAGCCCGAGCAAAUCACUUGUACUCUAAACCUCACUCACCAAGAGUGGGUCUAACUGAUCUCACCUGCCAUCUUCAUGGAGCUGCUGGAAGGAUGAGAAGCCCAGCGAAGGCACAAUCCUGCCUCAGAGGAGGUGUUAGUACCGUAAUUUCUGUUUUACAGACGAGAAAACACAUUCAGAGGGAUGAAAUAAUUUGUCUAGGGUCAUUCAGCCAGUUAACAGAAGAGCUGGUCUAUGGAUCAGGAGUUCCAGAUU